Molecule: messenger RNA, 1143 nt
Organism: Ostreobium quekettii
Lineage: Eukaryota; Viridiplantae; Chlorophyta; Ulvophyceae; Bryopsidales; Ostreobiaceae
Source: the annotation of a GenBank genome assembly
AUGUCGUCGAAGCUGGGCUUGGUCAAUCGAGGAAUUGUCGGCUACACUGGGGCUAUACCGAAUGCCUCGUGUUACCUACUUGAAACAAAGGGAAGCACCAAGAGAACAGGGCUUGCCUUGGCGGACAGUCCCAAGAACGAGGGACAGGAAUCAGUCAACAACAGUCACAUCGUUUCAUUGUACCGGAACCACUAUGGAGCUUACACUGGCUACCAGCGACCAAACAAGGAGGGCGGUGGAUACUGGUUUUCUCAGCGAGCGCUCGGUGAUGCCCUUCCAUUCACAGCUGUGUCUACGUACACAGCUGAAAUCGACCAAUCUGGACAGAAGGCGCUCGGAAGUUUGAAGGCCGGCAGGACAUCUGCAGAAGGACUUUCUGAAGGGUGCCCUUCCCGUGGCUCAAGCCCGACAAAAACAUCUGUGCCAUCGUGGAACGGGGAGGCAUUGGGGUACCAGACCGAGUACGGAUCCAUGGUGAUGAAGGAUGCCCUCACAGGCGGGGCGGUUUCGCCGGGCUGCACACGAAGCCGAAAGGAUACAGAGGAAGGGGACGGCAACAGGUUCAAGGUCCUGCCCCAUGCCAUGCUGCCCAGGAUUCAAACCUCAACAACUUACCAUGACAAUUACGGCACAUGCGGAUCAGAUCCCCUGGCCAGAAGCGCACCCAACGAGCAGGAAAUGACUCGAACUGCCUCUACAAUUAACCUGGCUCACGGAACACCGCGGAACACGUACCACAUCCCAGGCUACGGUGGGUUCAUUCCGGAAUCCACCCACAACAAACUUGCUGUGACGCAAGCUGAGGGCCAGCACACUCGAAUCGAUGCCAAGAUCGACAUGCUGUUGUCAACUUCUGUUGACCAGUACAGCCGCGGCAGGCUCCCGGGAUACACGGGAUGCAGGCCCCGGGACAGCAAGAAUAUCAAGAUUGACCAAAUGCCCCGAGGGCUGCCUUUGGAUGUAGACGGAAUGGCAAACACGCCCGGCGGGCGCAAAGGAGUUAUGAGUUUCUUUACAGGAGGCCCCGGGAACGGAGAGGCCGAAGCGCAGCUUUACUACCACGACCUGAAACCUCUCGAGGGCUUGCCGAAAAUCGAGGUGCCUUCCAAAACCACCCUCUACGGUGCUCGAUUCAACGGAUGA